UAUAUCGACAUUUGAAAUAGAAUGGUACAUGGCUGUUCAGUAUGGUAUACAAACGCUCAUGUGAUACGAAGGACUUCAAUGUCCAUUAAUGUGGCAAAAAGACACAUUUUCCAAGCCAUGGUUAUAUUCUUAAUUUUUUUCUUAUUAUGGUUAUACAACAAAUUCUCCCUAAAUUUUUAUGUAAUUAUGAUAAUUUGUUUAUGAACAUUUUCUAUUUUAAUUAUAAGAAACAAUUUUUUUUUUCUCACUGAUCUUACAAUUUAUUUUAAUUAUAUGUUUUUAUGUCUUUAGCAAAUUAGAAAAGGAAAGAACCCAUAACCAAAUCUAUAGUUAGUUAAAUUAGAUAAGUCUUUAAGAGUGCAUGUAAAUAAUUCAACAAAAGAAGAUAAAAUCCUAUUCCAAUAUGUAUAUACGACCACCUUUUUAAUACUAAAGUAAACUAGGAAACGAAUAAUUAGGCUGUAUAUAUAUAAACAACUUAGAUAGAUCGACUCUUAAAAAUCAUAACUUAAAUCUACAACAAGCUUUUUCCAACAUCAACAACAAGAAAGCCCUAAAGUCCUGAUCAAGUUUCUCUUCGACAAUGGCGAACACUUGUAGAAUCAGCUUUAUCAGCAUCAUAGUCCUCUUGCUCUUCACUAAUCACUUAGCUCUUUCUUCUUCUGCACGGCUCCGAUUUAUAGAAGGUCAAGAUCUUGUUCACGGAAAGCAAAACAAUCUUUUGAAAUUUGAUGAGAUUGAGAAAGCUGAUAAGGCACGUCUCGAUUACUUGUUUGGCAUGAUUGAUGAUGAGGCCGAGACCAAUAGCGCUGAGGAGGUUGAUUGUAGCUUGCCUCCGUGUUGCUCCAAGCCUCUAUACGUCGACUAAAACCCUUAGCCUUCCAAGCUAACGAUGCGGGUUCGAUUCCCGCUACCCGCUCUAAAUUCUAAAUUGUCCCCUUUUUAUUAGAGACAAUUUUCUCUAUUAGAAUUGUCUAAAAGGUCUUAUAAGCAGGUGCUCAUAAUCUAUGAUGAUUCUGCUUGUACGAGGCAUAUGAAAGAGAACAAUACAUCUUCAUUCACGGAGAUGAAGUAACUGAAUCAAUAAUAGCAUAGGAAUUUGGAAGUUUAAUGUCUUUCUAUUUAUUUAUUUUUUGGUUGUCGUUUUCUUUUUAUGGUUAAAUAAAUCAGAGUUUAGGGUUUUGCACUUAGGAUAGAGUUUCAUUGAAAUUUGAUGAUUAAUGUGAGAUUUACUUGCCAUCCGAAUUACAUGUUAUGCCCUUAAACAAUUAUAUUUUUAUAAUAACAUAGAAAUAUUUCAUACACCGUAAUAUGCUUGCUAUACAUGAUGCAAUUCACUCCAUAAUCCUUCUGAUUUGUUUUAUGCCUUUUAAAAGAAGAGACCUGUUGAGGCGACAUACCUCCCUGUUAGAUUCAAGCUAACCCCAAGGAAAGCAGCAUUACACUAGAACUAUCAGUUAGACUAUCUCCAUUAAUUGAUCAUAUAUAGCUCUAAUCAGACAUUGUAUACAGCUACAAGGUAGAAGAAUCAGGAGCCACAAGCCGCUGCCUUCUUUUAACAAAUCUUCUUUCGUAAUAUUCAGUACAAAAGAGAGACGUGAUUUUGAUUCUAAGUAAACUCUUUAAGUGUGGCACAACAAAUAACCCUGAAGAGCAGGAAACACUUAAAAUAGAAGCUUAAUCAAAUCAUCUGUGUUCCAAAAAAAAUAAAAAAUCAAGUCAUCCCUAGCUUUGAGACAAUGACAUACGGAUGUCUUGGUUUCGUAUACCUGUCAGUGGACCGAAAUAUAUUUGAUACUAUGGCACACGUGUCGACAACCAGAAUUCAAACUCAAACAAUUUUGCUAAACAUCUCCAUUAACCAUAGGACCUAGAAUCAGAGAGACAGUUUACAGACCUUCAAGGUAGACGAGUUAGGUGCAUGCUGAAGCAUUUUAACUGCAAGUCAUCAAGUAUUCCAUGUUUUAUACUUCAAAUGUAAAUGCAGCAGCUCCUUAAUUCCUCUUUAGGUGUUUUCCGUAUUAACUUGACCAUUCGUUUUCAGUCACCUUCACCAUGUAAUAACUCCACCUU
Molecule: messenger RNA, 2073 nt
Organism: Brassica rapa (field mustard)
Lineage: Eukaryota; Viridiplantae; Streptophyta; Magnoliopsida; Brassicales; Brassicaceae
Source: RefSeq, a predicted model, not a curated record